GGAGAAGAGGAGCUUCAGGGAGACCGGGGACCGUAGUGAUGACGGGCAGAUCCGUGAAAGACGUGGACAGAUACCAGGCUGUCCUCAACUCCUUACUGGCGCUGGAGGAGAACAAAUUCUGCGCUGACUGCGAAUCUAAAGGUCCAAGAUGGGCAUCCUGGAAUUUGGGCAUCUUCAUUUGCAUUCGCUGCGCUGGUAUUCAUCGAAAUCUGGGGGUCCACAUCUCCAAGGUCAAGUCCGUCAACCUGGAUCAGUGGACACAGGAACAAGUUCAGAGUGUCCAAGAGAUGGGAAAUGCAAAGGCCAAACGUCUCUACGAGGCUUUUCUACCCGAGUGCUUCCAGCGCCCCGAGACGGACCAGUCCGCAGAAAACUUCAUCAGGGACAAAUAUGAUAAGAAGAAGUACAUGGAUAAGGUCAUUGAUAUCCAGAUGCUCAGGAAAGAAAAGAGCGCUGACAACAUCCCCAAGGAGCCAGUUGUGUUUGAGAAGAUGAAAUUGAAAAAAGAAGUCAGCCCAAAGACGGCUCCCCAGUCCGUUACAGACCUGCUUGGACUAGAUGCUCCCACUCCAGGCCCUGCAGUGUCUAAUGGUGGAGGAUGUGCUCCAGACAGUAAUGAGAGCCCAGCGGCGUCUAAUUCAGGUCCGGCUCAUCCUGCGCUGGAUCUCUUCAGCUCCUUCCCAACCCCCUUCUCUGCUGCCUCGUCAAAAGCCCUGCAGCCCGUUCCCGGCUCCAUGCACCAGAGCAGAGUCACCGCCUCAGUGCCUGAGAACCUCAGCUUGUUUCUGGAUCCAAAACGCAAAAGCGAAGAACGCGCCGUCAAAAAACUGUCCAAGGAUUCGAUUUUGUCCCUGUACGGGUCCACGCCCUCGGUCCAUGCCAGCAGUAUGGCUGCACAUGGCUUGUACAUGAACCAGAUGGGCUACCCCACACACCCGUAUGGCUCCUUCCACUCUUUAUCCCAGCUGGGUGGGAUGGGCGGCACCAUGAUGGCGUCGCAAAUGGCCAUGAUGGGACACCAGCAGAGCGGCAUGAUGGGGGUUCAGCAGAACAGCAUGGCGGGACUGCAGCAGAGCGGCAUGACGGCACAGCAGAACGGCUUGAUGGGCGCCCAGGGGGCCGCGGCGCAGCCGAGCGGCGGCGUGCCAUCGCCGUACAUGACGGGCCUGGCCCAGGGCAUGCUGGGACAGCAGCAGCAGCAGGUGGGAGGCCUGGCCUCGUUACCUCACCAGCAGGUUUACGCAGCGCAGCAAAGCCAGCAGCUGCAGUGGAACGCCGGCCAGAUGAGUCAGCACAUGGGUGGCACCAGUCCCUACAACACCAGUGGCAUGAUGGGGUACGGCAGCCAGCACGCGGGCGUUUCAACACCACAGAGUUCAGCGCACAUGACGGCUCACGUCUGGAAAUGAUGUCCCACCGAGUGUGCGACAGGACGCCUACAUUUCACAAAGGAGGGGGGGGGGGACCUCAUCGGAUCAGACUCUCCAUGAAACAUUUCUAAUGCGACGGAGGAGGAGACAGGUGUGAAGACGAUUUGAGGAACAACCGCUACCUCUGUUUCUCUCUCCUCUGCCCACGCUUCCUCCUGCCGCCUCAUCGAUAGCCAUGCUCUGCAGAUUUCCAUGUUUGCCUUCAGGACAUUUUUGUACUCUGAUCAAGACAGCGGGGUUCAGAGGUCACUCGUUAGGACUCCACAUCUAUUCCUCGUAUCCAUCCAUCACGUGAGAGCGCGUGCACACACGUCUGCCACCAGUAGGUGUCGAGUAGCUGCUUACCCUCGCUUAAAUCAUUUAUGCGACUACCUUUUUAUUUGAAAUGAGACCAAAUAAAAAUGAGCGACAGAAACUUUAUCGAAGUCUAAUUAGUAACAAUGACACUUCAAACAUAUUUACUCUGAAGACGUUCCUGCAUUUUACUGGACAUCAUUUUAGAAGGAGACUCCACAGCUUCAUCAGUGUCCAAGCGUGGGUGGUUAAGAGGUUGUUAUUUGAAGCACUUUGAGUCUGGUAUUUUAUUCAAAGUUGUUUUAGCACGCGUGGGAGGAGCUAUGUUAAUUUCCCAUUUUGGCCUUACGACUGCAUGCAGAGAUUUGCUCAAAGUUUCCUUUUCUGUGUAUUAACAGAUUUUCAGAUUUACACUUAAAAGAUGGCACAUUCAUAAUUAAGAUGGGUUACCUUUUAAAAUAUUUUUCACAUUUCUUUGAGGUAAAUACAUUCUGAACCUCUUGUUCAGCUUUUCUUUUUUUCUGUUCCCUUUUGACUCCUUUUAGCUAAAAGAGCUUGAUUAGUUAUCAUCAACUGUUGUGUCUUAAGGAUAAUUUUCUGUUUUCGAGCCCCGCCUCAUGCGUGAUGGAGCCACUCCUCCUUUUCACAAAUCCUUCUCCCUUUUUUAUCCAAACGUUCCUUUGCUCUUCGUGGCCCAAGUUUUAUCUUGUCAGUCGCACAUGACACCAGAUAUAUUAGGCUUUUCUUGUGCACUGUUUGAAAGAGUUUUCCUCUUUCAUCCUCAAGGGAUCAAUUCAUCUAUCUAUAAGUAACUAUGAUUUGAUUACUUUGUCUACGGCAUGAAUAAUAAUAAUAAUAAUUUUGUGCAAAACAUGUACAAACAUUUAGAUCCAAGACAUCCCUUUAAGUGUUGAUGACUUUCCAAAUCUUCACCAGAUCGCUCGCUAGAACCGUAACCAAGUCUACCUAAACGACUCCCGUGUCUGGCGUCUGCGUCUUCAGUGACAGAGGGCUUCUUUUCAAACUAAUAAUCUCAGCUCUGAAGUGUUGAAAAGUCCCAAAGAAGACUUUGGGAGACCAAAGAUCAACACUAGCUUUAUCAAGUCUGUACAGUAUUCCAGUGACCUUUCUAAUGUCGCCAUCGAAACUAGUGAUUAGUGGACGAAUAUUCAACACGGCAGCCUGACUGUACUGUACGUUCGGGUUGUACCUGCUCUUACGCUUCACUGUGCUACUUCCUCGUC
Molecule: messenger RNA, 2968 nt
Organism: Cololabis saira (Pacific saury)
Lineage: Eukaryota; Metazoa; Chordata; Actinopteri; Beloniformes; Belonidae
Gene: smap2
Product: small ArfGAP2
Exons: 9
Coding region: 39-1409 (456 amino acids)
Biological process (GO): regulation of clathrin-dependent endocytosis
Molecular function (GO): GTPase activator activity
Source: RefSeq, a predicted model, not a curated record